This is a messenger RNA of Anguilla anguilla (European eel), 2672 nucleotides long. RefSeq names its product gap junction delta-4 protein. The coding region runs from base 140 to 1393 and encodes 417 amino acids. The transcript has 2 exons. Gene Ontology annotation, biological process: cell communication. The record is from RefSeq and is a predicted model, not a curated record. Lineage: Eukaryota; Metazoa; Chordata; Actinopteri; Anguilliformes; Anguillidae. Gene Ontology annotation, cellular component: connexin complex.
UUUUUGUGUCACCUGACUGUCACCUGCUCCCGUAAGCCUGCCGCCUCUCCUCGCUCGACCCAGGCGGCCACCGUCCCGGUAACCUAAGAGCUUAGCCCGCGGCGCGGCUACCGCUGUCCUGGAGGUCUGCGCCUGCAACAUGGGGAGACAGAGCGCCGCUGAGGUCCUCUUCCUCGCUCUGAACCACAACAUCACCAUUGUGGGGAAGAUCUGGCUGGUGCUGAUGGUCCUGCUGAGGGUCCUGGUGCUCCUGCUGGCGGGGUACCCCCUCUACCAGGACGAGCAGGAGCGCUUCGUCUGCAACACCAUCCAGCCAGGCUGCGCCAACGUGUGCUACGACGUCUUCUCCCCGCUCUCCCUGUUCAGGUUCUGGCUGGUGCAGCUCACCACGCUCUGCCUGCCCUACCUGGUGUUCGUGGUCCACGUCGUCCACAAAGUGUCCCGGGGCCUCGCCGCGGAGGGCCGCGCCCCCGGCAGGGCCAAAGCCGCGCCCCCGUACAAGGCCCGGCGGGAGCCUGGCGGGAAGGCCGCCUCUCCGAGCGGGACGGAGAGGGGCGGGGCCCGCAGCUUCACGGCCGCCUACGUGGUCCACCUGCUGCUGCGCAUGGUGCUGGAGGCCGGCUUCGGCGUGGCGCACUACUACCUGUUCGGCUUCCACAUCCCCAAGCAGUUCCUGUGCCAGCAGGCGCCCUGCACCACCACCGUGGACUGCUACAUCUCCCGGCCCACGGAGAAGACGGUCAUGCUCAACUUCAUGCUGGCGGUGAGCGCCCUGUCCUUCCUGCUCAACUUCGCCGACCUCGUCUGCGCCAUCGAGUGGUCAGUCCAGCAGAGGAGCGGGAGCAAGACGGUGGUGGAGAAGGCGUACGAGGAGGAGCAGUACUACCUCUCGCCCCCGAGCGGGAGGAGCGUGGGGGCGGAGCUCCCGCUCCCGCUCGCCCGCGACCUCGUGACCUCCGCCGCCUUCCGCAAGAGGGCGGCCAGCAAGUCCAGCACCGACGAGGCGGCGUCCGUCCGCCUGGAGGCGCCCGGCCGCCAGACCGCCGCCUGCGACGGUUUCCCGCCUCCACCGCCGCCGCUGCCGCUGCCAGGCAACGGCGCCAACGCCAACGGCAACAACGUGUACGUGCAGGCCCAGGAGGAUGCGCCCGAACGCGAGGGCAGCGACGCCCCGCUCUGCCCGACCGACGCCAGGGGGACGCCGCGGUCCAUCCGCGUCUGCAAGCACAGCCGCCUGAAGCCGCCCCCGCCCCCCCGGCGGGACAAGGCCGCGGCCCCGCCCACCCCGGAGCUGUGCGGUCGGAGGGUGGGCCAGUACACUCUGGUGGAGCUGGCCUCAGAGCUGCAGUCCAACAGCAGCGACAUGCAGGAGAAGCGGUCUGAGUGGGUGUGAGCAGCAGUGCUGGCUCAGUACUAUGCAGAGUUUCAGUACUGAACAGGGGGCUGUUGAAACAUGUGCAUUGAGCCAGAACCUGCAGUGCUGAGGCUGGAGUAAUACGGAAGUAUGCGCCGUGAGGUGAAUUCCCCUCUGAGGCAGUGUCCUGUACUGUACGCCCCGGAAAAUGGCUACCUGGAGUGACAGUCGGCUGUCCUGACCUUCGCCAUAGCAACUGUUAUGAGCCUCAGCUGUUCUCUGAGUCAUAAGCCCGGGUCAGCUCUGUCACCGGGUCAGCAAGCAAGGUCGGGCCCCUUGUUGCCCAGACACCAGGCCCCAUACCGGUUCUGUGGGCCCGGGCCCUGGGGCGAGGGCCAGCACACGGAACCCUGUGAACCUGGGCUGAGCCUCGCGUAAAGCAGGCGUCCUGGGUGAGGGACGGCUUGUUCCAGAGCCUCAGAGCCCCGCAGAACUGAGCAGAGCCCUUUGCCAUCAAGGACAGGCCAUCUCCUGGUGGACACCAGCUCCCUAAGCAAUUACUGCCAGAGCAUGCUCAGUAUUUAUGGAGCUGGCUUGUCACACUAUUUUAAGGACCCAGGGGGAUUAAGGAGUGUGCUUUAGACAUAUAUGACAACGAAAAUAGAGCGCAACCGUUCAGCUGUAAGGGGAGACCGCCUCGAUAUCUGCCCUUCAAGCUGUGGGAUGCCAGACAUCGUGGUAUUCAUUUCGCCUCUGCCAAAUUACCUUUCUGAAUGCCCUACAAUUUUGUUUUUUAUUUGAGUCAAAGUUGUGUCAGUCAGAAGAAACAGCAAUGAAUAUUUUAUGAAUAUUGUACUAGUAUGAAUGUUUCAAGAAGAUGUUUUACUUGCGCUUAAUCAUUUUAAUUUCUUAAUUUUCAAAAAUGGCAAGGUUUUAAAUGAUGAGAAAUUGCAGUUGUUAUUGUGGGGAAGGACUUUUGUGCAAUUGGCUGAAGUUGUAUCAUCAGCAAGUUGUAUUAUUACUGUGUAUCAAUGUGUAUUCCAUUACUUUUCAACAGCAGAAACAUGAUUACCAUCAUCUGCUGAGAUUACAGGGGCUAUAUUCAUGAUAAUGUCAGGUCUCUAAAAACACUGAAGCAUUAUCUUUGUUAACAUACUAGUUGUUUUCUAGAAGAUUUCAGAUGCUGCAGCCAAAGUACUGUUUCUCUUCACUGUCUUCAGUUUAUUGUCAGUUCAGACCGGUGGAAACAUAAUUUUUGAUAUCAGAUAUACAGUACAGACCAAAAGUAUUGGGCCACCAGUGAUUUUCUUUUAAAAAA